Poecilia latipinna (sailfin molly) is the source of this 3082-nucleotide messenger RNA. RefSeq lists its product as uncharacterized. Bases 94 to 2502 code for a protein of 802 amino acids. Gene Ontology annotation, cellular component: membrane. The record is from RefSeq and is a predicted model, not a curated record. The transcript has 10 exons. NCBI's taxonomy places the organism in Eukaryota, Metazoa, Chordata, Actinopteri, Cyprinodontiformes, Poeciliidae.
AAGCUAUUUUCUGUCAUUCAUUUUUCAUGUGUUUCUCUCUCAGCUCCUGUGUCCUCUGUCCAGCUGGUCCAUGACUGUUUGUCUCAGCUACAGAUGAAGGUGUCCUGUGUGUCUCAAGGCGACAGUCCUCAGUACAGCUGGACUCUGGAUGGACACACACUGACCGACUCUGAGCUCUUCUCUAGAAAUACUCGGACCAACAUCAUCGUUCUGAGACAAAACAUCUCAGGACAUCUGGUCUGUUCAGUCAGGAAUCAAGUCAGUAACUCCUCCAAAGAGAUGAACUUAAAUUACUGUGUGGAGAAAACUUCAUGUGAUGGCAGACAGCAUGGAGCUCAGUGUUUUGCAAACUUGAGAGGAGCAGUAGACAUUCAGCUGACGAACAACGUGUCAGAAAUACCCAGAUUCACAUGGAUAAAGGGCAACUCUAUAAUACUAAAAUGGAGGAAAAAGAAAAUUGUUACUCCAAAGAACGACAGAAUUCCCUUUUUUCCCAGUAAUGGAUCAGUCAGGAUCAAUGACCUGACAAGGACUGACAGCGGUGAAUAUAAAAUUGAUAUGUUUGAUGAAGAUGGAUAUAUGAUGGGAUGUAGAACUCUGCAACUAUUUGUUCAAGCUCCUGUGUCCUCUGUCCAGCUGUCCCAUGACUGUUUGUCUCAGGGACAGAUGAAGGUGUCCUGUGUGUCUCAGGGCGACAGUCCUCAGUACAGCUGGACUCUGGAUGGACACACACUGACCGACUCUGAGCUCUUCUCUAGAAAUACUGAGACCAACAUCAUCGUUCUGAGACAAAACAUCUCAGGACAUCUGGUCUGUUCAGUCAGGAAUCAAGUCAGUAACUCCUCCAAAGAGAUGAACUUAGCUGGCUGUGCACUUGAACCUUCCUGUGAUGGCAGACAAAAUGGAGCUCAGUGUUUUGGAGUUUUGGGAGGAGCAGUAGAUGUUCAACUGAUGGACGACGUGUCAGAAAUACCCAGAUUCAAAUGGAACAUUAAUAACUCUGCGAUAUUCUUUUGGAAGAAUAACAAAGUUGUUCCUUCAAAGGACGACAGAAUUCCCUUUUUCCCCAGUAAUGGAUCAGUCAGGAUCAAUGACCUGACAAGGACUGACAGCGGUGAAUAUGAACUUGAAAUGUUUGAUGGAAAUGGAAAAAACAUAGGAUGGAGAACUCUGCAACUGUUUGUUAAAGCUCCUGUGUCCUCUGUCCAGCUGUCCCAUGACUGUUUGUCUCAGGGACAGAUGAAGGUGUCCUGUGUGUCUCAAGGCGACAGUCCUCAGUACAGCUGGACUCUGGAUGGACACACACUGACCGACUCUGAGCUCUUCUCUAGAAAUACUGAGACCAACAUCAUCGUUCUGAGACAAAACAUCUCAGGACAUCUGGUCUGUUCAGUCAGGAAUCAAGUCAGUAACUCCUCCAAAGAGAUGAACUUAGCUGGCUGUGCUGUGAAAACUUCCUGUGAUGGCAGAAAAAAUGGAACUCAGUGUUUUGGAGUUUUGGGAGGAGCAGUAGACGUUCAGCUGAUGGACGACGUGUCAGAAAUAUCCAGAUUCACAUGGAAAAGGAACAACUCUGUGAUACUCUUUUGGAGGAAUAACAAAGUUGUUACUUCAAAGGACGACAGAAUUCCCUUUUUCCCCAGUAAUGGAUCAGUCAGGAUCAAUGACCUGAGAAGGAAUGACAGCGAUGAAUAUAAACUUGAUAUGUUUGAUGAAAAUGGAAAGGAAACAGGAAGGAGAACUCUGCAACUAUUGGUUAAAGCUCCUGUGUCCUCUGUCCAGCUGUCCCAUGACUGUUUGUCUCAGGGACAGAUGAAGGUGUCCUGUGUGUCUCAAGGCGACAGUCCUCAGUACAGCUGGACUCUGGAUGGACACACACUGACCGACUCUGAGCUCUUCUCUAGAAAUACUGAGACCAACAUCAUCGUUCUGAGACAAAACAUCUCAGGACAUCUGGUCUGUUCAGUCAGGAAUCAAGUCAGUAACUCCUCCAAAGAGAUGAACUUAGCUGGUUGUGGCUUUAUUAACUGCACUUCCAAUGGGACACAAAUAGCUAAGUGGGUGUAUAAAGAAAACAACACCCUGUGUGUUGAACCAACAACAGUCCCUCCAACAACCAAAUAUACUAGUGUGGGUAAGAAGACACAGUCAAAUACUUCUGCUAGCAGCCCUAACGACAAUGGUCAUCCUUGGUACAUUAGGCUGUUGCCAGUAAUGGGUGGUGUUUUAGCAGCGCUCGUAAUUGUCUUGAUAGCCAGCAUAGCAUUCAUCUGUGUCCACAAGAAAAAGAAAAACACAAAAGCAGUGGAGAAGGAGGAUGAUGACCAGGAAAUGACCUAUGCUGAUGUCAGGAUUGUGAAAAAGCAGGGGAGAAGAGUGGAGAAAAGUGAGGAGGCUGACGUGGAGUACGGCCAGGUCAAGUUUUCAAAGAAACCAAGAAUAUCUCAAACUAACCCGACAGUGGAUGAUACCGUGUAUGCACAAGUACGAAAAGGCAGGUGAUGUGUAAUGUCUAGCGGGCUUAUUUUUACACAUCUACAAAGACGACGCUAUGAAAGGCUGAUAGAGAGAAAGAGAGAGAGAGAGAGAGAGAGAGAGAGAGAGAGAGAGAUGAUGUAAAGUGAAAAAAGCUUUUAUUUUAUAUCACUUCCUGCUGAAACUAGAGUAAUUGUCCUUUUAUGGAGAUUACUGCAGCUGCCUGGCUUGAACUCCCAGCGUGGGUCAUUCACUGUUUGUCUAUAAAUUCCCCCUGUUCCUGUUUAAUUCGAUUCUGAAUAAAAGAAAAUAGUGCCGCAAAAUUGUUUAAAAUAUCAAGUCAUAACAGCUAAGGUUUAUUGUGCUGCUUGUUUUUUGGAAGUUCAUUUAUUAUUACAGUUUUAACUUAUUAAACGUGACGCUUGCUUCUCGAUAGCGUAAAGUCAGCUUGGUGAGCAACACCUUAUAACACUUGAAGAUAUGUUUUAGAUGUCUUUAAUUUAAAAGUGUUCUUCCUAAAUAUGUUAUUGUACUCAAAAAGCUGUAAUGCUGUUACAAAAAGCUGCAUGUGAUGUUUAUCAAAUUAAAAUAUGUUUGAUGAAUACCA